AUGAAGCUAAAUGUAUUCAUCUAUCACAAUUUUGUAAUGGAAUUGUGGAUUGCACUGAUCAUUCGGAUGAGCAUCAUAAAUGCGAGGAAUAUGACAAGUAAAAUGCGUCUAGUUACCUUCGAUAAUUUACUUAACGCAUCAAGUUGGGUAAUCACUCCGCCUACCACAUGCGACACGACCGCAACGCACAUGCUGCGCGUACGCACGCGGCAUAAUAUCACCUGUCACUAUGGAGUUGGCCUAACCUACGAUGGUCCUGUGUGCUAUUGUCCAACAGACCAAAUUUCUCAAGGUGACAGUUGUGUGGCUGAGGACAAAUGUGGCCGGAGAUUUAAAGGUCAUCCCCCAAUUUGCUCACAAAUGUGUCAAAAUUUGCCAAAUGGUAUAACGGAAUGCGAUUGUUAUGAGGAUUUUAGGCCUAAUGGAAGUUACUGUAAUCCUCGUGAAACAAUUGGUAGUUUUGUGGCAGUAUUGGGAAACAUGUUUGUGAUGACAUCAACUAUUCAAUGGGAAAGUUUCCCAACGAAGUUCCAAAGGACAAUCAAUCAGAAUAGAAGGAUGAUAGCAGCAGCUGCUGACACGAAAAGAAAUUGGAUUUGUUAUGUAAUGGCUGCCGUAAAAGCGGACCCAUUAACCUAUGCUUUCAUGGAGUGUUCGAGUAUCGCUAAGAAAGCAUCAAAAAUUGUGGAAACCGACAUUACUGCAAGCUUUCCAUUGGAUGACGUUCGCACAAUUUAUCAUGAUCCUAUUGGUGAUAAUUGGUUGUUUCUAAUUGGACGAACUCGAUUGCUCAUC
Strongylus vulgaris is the source of this 795-nucleotide messenger RNA. Lineage: Eukaryota; Metazoa; Nematoda; Chromadorea; Rhabditida; Strongylidae. The record is from the annotation of a GenBank genome assembly.